AUGGAGCCCUUUGAGUUUUCCAGGUCUUGUCUAGUCGUCACCUGGUACAACUAUGUGAGAGGCUUCUGGUGUGAACAGAAUCGUGUGCUAAAAUCUGAACUCUCAACAUUCAGGGAUGUGGCCAUAGAAUUGUCCCCAGAAGAGUGGAAAUGUCUGGACCCUGCCCAGCAGAAUUUAUAUACAGAUGUGAUGUUGAAGAACUACAGAAACCUGAUUAAAACAGGUGUUGCUCUCUUUAACUCAGACCUGGUCACCUGUCUGGAGCAAAGAAAAGAGCCCUUUAAUGGGAAGACACAUGAGACAGUAGCCAGAGCCCCAGUAGAGACGGGGUUUCACCGUGUUAGCCAGGAUGAUCUCGAUCUCCUGACCUCGUGA
Piliocolobus tephrosceles (Ugandan red Colobus) is the source of this 375-nucleotide messenger RNA. RefSeq names its product zinc finger protein 141-like. The coding region runs from base 1 to 375 and encodes 124 amino acids. The record is from RefSeq and is a predicted model, not a curated record. Gene Ontology annotation, biological process: regulation of DNA-templated transcription. The transcript is spliced from 4 exons. NCBI's taxonomy places the organism in Eukaryota, Metazoa, Chordata, Mammalia, Primates, Cercopithecidae.